Messenger RNA from Candidozyma duobushaemuli, 876 nucleotides. RefSeq lists its product as uncharacterized. Lineage: Eukaryota; Fungi; Ascomycota; Pichiomycetes; Serinales; Metschnikowiaceae. The record is from RefSeq and is a predicted model, not a curated record. The transcript has 2 exons. Bases 1 to 876 code for a protein of 291 amino acids.
AUGAAAACGCAAAAUAGAAAAGUGGAGAAAUCUGCUGCAUCCCAAAACGACCCAACCAAUGAUGCCCAUAAUCAAUCCGAUCCCUCAAAGACAGUCGAACAUCCAGAACCUCCCGUACCCUGGCUAGCACUGAUCAAUAUCAGCAACACUACACAACUUGGCAUCUUAGCAUUCGUCCUAGCAUACACCAUCAUCAAACUUGGCUACUUGCUAUUUCCCAUUGUCAAUACUGCCCUCUUCACUGCAGAGGUGGAUAGCUCCAUACUCACUCAGAUAAACAAUGCCAUUGAGAAGGCGGGUUCAGCUGAAAAUGUCCAAUUUCUGCUACCUGAAAAAUGGCCUCAUGCGGUAUACAAGCAGGGUUUCAACGGGCUCUGCAGAACAAACGAUGAUUCCAAGACCGUGUGCUACUAUGGCACCAACACCGUCAAACUUUUCAUGAAUGACAUUGCUCUCCAGAUAGCAGAGUACAACCAAAUAAAAGGUCUGAGUGCCUUCGAAGAAAAGUUUCUCAAUUUUUUAGGGCUCGAAAACGGUGACAGUUCAAACGGCGUUUUACCUGUCCUUAUCGCUGUUGUGAUCUAUGAAGUUGCGGCAAUACUUGCCCCCUUGCGCACAUUCGGCAACCCGUAUGAUCUUGUCAUUCCGUCACUUGCAUCAAUGAUGCUGGUCUGCUACAUGUUCAGCCUGGUGGAUGAGGUGGACAAUUCCCUCCUUACUCAGUUGCACCACAACAUUGCUUCAUUAGAACGCGUCAACAAAGGGUCAACCAAAGACCUCGCUGCUUUGCUUCCAGAGACAUGGCCUCAUGCUACGUACAAGCAGACGCUUCCAGGGGUUUGCCGAUUUAACGACGAUACUGCGGUUGUGUGCUAA